Molecule: messenger RNA, 934 nt
Organism: Populus nigra (black poplar)
Lineage: Eukaryota; Viridiplantae; Streptophyta; Magnoliopsida; Malpighiales; Salicaceae
Product: HMG-Y-related protein A-like
Exons: 2
Coding region: 169-738 (189 amino acids)
Biological process (GO): nucleosome assembly; negative regulation of DNA recombination; regulation of DNA-templated transcription
Cellular component (GO): nucleosome; nucleus; nucleolus
Molecular function (GO): nucleosomal DNA binding; double-stranded DNA binding
Source: RefSeq, a predicted model, not a curated record
GUAUCCUUUUUAGCAAUAUAGAUCAAGAAAUAGUGAUUUCUUACAAGAUUCUGAAACAAAGCAGUUGUUGUUGUUAGAGUUCCUUUUGUGGGGACUCACUUAUUUCACUUCAGUGAAGAGCGUGGACUUUAAAGUUUCAAACUUUUUCUCUAUUUUGUUGGGAAUUUAAUGGCAGCUGAGGAGAUUAGUAAGCCUCCAUCACUCCCUCCUUACCCUGAGAUGAUUUGGUCAGCCAUUGCAGCAUUGAAUGAGACAGGUGGCUCUAACAAGACAUCAAUAUCGAAAUACAUUGAAUCAAAACACGGGAACUUGCCGGCUGGCCACACAGCUCUCCUCGCACACCACCUCAAUCGAAUGACGGAUACCGGAGAGUUAAUGUUUUUGAAAAACAACUACAUGAAGCCAGAUCCCAAUGCUCCUCCAAGGCGUGGUCGUGGUAGGCCCCCAAAGCCCAAGGAUCCACUUGCACCACCUGCAGACCUGGCCCCCGCCAGACCGAGGGGUCGUCCACCAAAGGAUCCAAAUGCACCACCAAAGCCAGUGAAGCCGAAGGCUACCACUGCGGGAAGUGGAAAGCCAAGAGGGAGGCCACGCAAGAUGGCACGACCCACCGGAGGAAUAACCGGAACACCUACAGCUACGUCAGCAGUUCCAAUGACAACAGGUAGUGGAAGGCCAAGGGGUCGGCCUCCAAAGGUGAAGGCUGCUGCUAUGACUGAAGUGAGUGUUCAGAAUUAGGCAUCUCCUUCCAGUAGUGGUAAUAACAACUGAUGGACUAUGUUGUUUCUCCAUAUCCGUAGAAUUGGGCAGUUGUGCGUGUUCUUUGUUGUUAACAGUGGUGCGUGUUUCUGUGCAUGUAACUGCGUCUUGUCUUGUCUUCUUGUAUAAUUGGAUGAUUUUAGCUGUUGUUAUUGAGCUUUCUUGGUUUGUUGUA